Messenger RNA from Alternaria infectoria, 3165 nucleotides. RefSeq lists its product as uncharacterized. Gene Ontology annotation, molecular function: primary methylamine oxidase activity; copper ion binding; quinone binding. Gene Ontology annotation, biological process: amine metabolic process; mRNA 3'-end processing. The record is from RefSeq and is a predicted model, not a curated record. NCBI's taxonomy places the organism in Eukaryota, Fungi, Ascomycota, Dothideomycetes, Pleosporales, Pleosporaceae. The transcript is spliced from 4 exons. The coding region runs from base 1 to 3165 and encodes 1054 amino acids.
AUGUCUGCAGAGCUCGCCACUGAUCCUAGUCCGCGGAGCGAGAAAUCGGUAUCUGCCCAUCCAUUCUCCCCGCUAUCGGCAUCAGAACUUCAAGAUGCUGCGGCAAUCAUCAAAGCUUCAUGGCCAGCGCACACAGACCUGCACUUCAAGGUCGUGACGCUGCAAGAACCACCAAAAGUCGAGGCACUGAAAUAUCUGGAGGCUGAGCAUAGCGGCAAGCCACUUCCAUCAAUCGCGAGAAAAGCUUUUGUCAAUUACUACAUCCGGAACACUAACAAAUUUCACGAGGCGGUUGUGGACUUGACCUCACGUCGCGUAGAUCGCAACGUCCUUCUAGGGCCCUUUGUCCAUGCCAACGCGGAUGGCGAUGAAAUCGUCGCUAUCGAGAAACUUGUCCUGACCGAUGAGAAAGUACAAGCGGAGAUUGCCAAGCUCGAGCUCCCCCAAGGCACAGUAGUAAUCAGCGACCCAUGGAUCUACGGGUCCGACGGCGUUGGAGACGAAGAUAGGCUGUGGCAAUGCUUCCUAUACCUCAGGGACCCGAUGAACUCAUCAGAAGCCGACUCCAACCACUACGCAAUGCCGCUACCUAUCUCGCCCGUGGUGAGCACAGAGAAGAUGGAGGUCAUUCGCGUUGAUAUACUACCGACUGGUGCAGACAACACCAUCAAGCCGGUUGAAAAGUACAAGAUCCAACCGCCCAACGAGUACAUACCCGAGGCCCAACAACUGCGGACCGAUCUUAAGCCGCUUAACGUUGUCCAGCCAGAAGGUGCUAGCUUCCAAGUCGAACAGCAAGGCACAUCAAAUGUCAUCUCAUGGCAGAGAUGGAACUUCCGCGUUGGUUUCAACCAGCGUGAAGGUAUGGUACUGUACGAUGUCCGUUACGACAACCGCAGCUUGUUCUACCGGAUGAGCCUUUCAGACAUGAACAUUCCGUACGCGGACCCUCGUCAUCCCUACCACAAGAAGAGCGCCUUCGACUUGGGUGAUGUUGGUGCUGGUAUCAUGGCGAACAACCUCAAGCUGGGCUGCGACUGUCUAGGCUCCAUCUACUAUCUCUCAGCCGUACUCGCCGACAACCACGGUGGGUCUGUGGAGAUGCCCAACGUUGUAUGCGUCCACGAGCAAGAUGCUGGAAUCGGUUUCAAACACACCAACUACCGCACCGGCCGCGCAGUUGUCGCUCGAAACCGGGAAUUGGUGCUCCAGAGCAUCAUCACCGUAGCCAACUACGAGUACAUCCUAGCCUUCAUCUUCAACCAGGCAGGAGAAGUCGAUUACGAGAUCAGGGCUACUGGCAUCCUGAGCACGCAGCCUAUCGACGAAGGUGUUGAGGUUCCCUUUGGUACAGUCGUGCACCCCGGUGUACUUGCCGUCCAUCACCAACACAUCUUCUCAUUGCGCGUCGACCCCAUGAUAGACGGGUAUGACAACAGACUCGUGUACGACGAGGCGUUCCCGAUGCCGCGCUCAGACUUCAACCCCCACGGUACUGGCUACUACGUCCAAGAGACCGUUGUAGACAAGUCUGGCGGCUACGAUAUCGCAUACGAGAACAACCGCACUUUCAAGAUCCAAAACCCGAACGUGCGAAAUCCCAUCAACGGAAAGCCAGUCGCAUACAAGAUCCAAGCGCCGCCGUUCCAAAAGAUCCUUUCCGACAAGGACUCUUUCAACUACAAGCGCGCCGAAUUCUCCGACCACAACAUCUACGUCGUCAAGCACAAGGACGGCGAGUUGUACGCAGGCGGUACCUACACCAACCAGAGUCGUGGUGGAACGGGAGUGCGGAGUUGGGCGGAGAGGAACGACAACGUCAAAGACACGGACUUUGUCGUCUACAUCCAAGCGGGCAUCAACCACGUGCCUCGUAUUGAGGACUUCCCCGUUAUGCCUUGCGAGAUCAUCAAGAUCCAUAUGAAGCCAGUCAACUUCUUCGAUAAGAACCCUGCGCUGGAUGUACCGCCGAGUGAGCAGGCGUUUAACAAGAGCAGCUUGUUGAGCGAGCAGCACCAGCAGCCUAGUGUUACUGCGACGAUUGGUGAGGACGGUAAGACGCGCCAAGCCCAGAGUCGCGCUAGUCACGGUCCAAAGCUCAUGCCUCGCGGAACCUUCGAAGCCUCAAAGAAACACUCACUCGAUCUCCCGCGAUAUCCCGACCCUCUUUCACCGUGUACCUUCCAGCGAUCUCUUCAUCAAUAUCGAGUCUGCAAAGCGAUGGCGCCCAACGACAAAGCGGGCAGAGUUGUUUUCAUCGGCAACAUUCCCUACGGCGGCACUGAAGAGCUCAUCAUCGAAACCCUCGGGCGCGUCGGACAGGUGCUCAACUUUCGCUUGGUGUACGACAAGGAAACCGGGCGCCCCAAGGGCUUUGGGUUCGCAGAGUUCGCCGACGCUGACGCCGCAGCCUCGGCCGUGCGCAACCUCAACGACUACGAUUUGAUGGGCAGGAAGCUGAGGGUCGACUGGUCCAACGAGAGCGGCUCCGGCGACAACGCGCCUUCCAAUCGCGACCAGACCACACAGCCAGCCAUGAACGGCCAACAACCAGCAGCACCAGCACCGGCGCAACCGUCGAGCGCGCUGGGUCCUCUUCCACCAGGCGUCGAGCUGCCGCCCAACCUUACAUGCCCCGAUGCCAUCUCGCGCACGCUCUCUACACUCCCUCCCGAUCAACUCCUCGAUAUCCUCUCGCAGAUGAAAGGCCUUGUCAUGACGGAUCCCGCCAAGGCGACCGAGUUGCUGCGACAAGCGCCUCAGCUGGCUUAUGCCAUCUUUCAGUCGCUACUGCUCCUCCAGCUGGUCGACCCACAAAUCCUGACCUCGCUUGUGGAGACAUCGGCCGCGCCUGCCCCAGUUGCGCAGGCUCCACCUGUUCAGCAAGUACAGCAGCCACCACCGCAAGUUGCGCGACCGCCUGUGAACUACCCCGGAUACCCACCACAAGUCGCGCCUACACCUCCCCAAACUCAGCCACCCGUCGCGCAGCCGUACGCGCAGCCUCCACCGCAACAGCAACCACAAGCGCCUGGAAUGGACCAGCAGGCGCUGUAUGCUCAAGUCAUGGCGCUGUCGCAGCAGCAGAUUGACCAGUUGGCACCAGAGCACCGCGCCCAAAUCCUGCAAAUACGGCAGAUGUUGAUGGCUGGUGGGCGGCCCUAG